AAUUUCCAUAUCUAUUUCCCCCACAAGGAAACUGCACUGUAAGAAGCCUUCAAGCUCCCAAUAAUUCUCUCCUCUUGAAUAUUUCUCCACCUCCCUUUAUCAAAUAAAUAUAUACAGCUUCCUACACACACCCAUAUAUUAUAUAUAGACACCCUCCAAGUCCAAUAUAUAUAAGAUCUUAAUAUAUAUAACAUACAUAUAUAUAUAUAUAUAUAUUGUAUAUGUAUAUGUCACCAUGUUGAAGCAGCACAGCCACCAGCCACUGAUGAAGAUGGAGAUCACAGUGCUAUCAGCCCAAGGUCUGAAGACCUCAUCUCCCUCUCUCUUCUCCAACAAAAUCAGACCCUUCGUCACCAUCACCACUCUCCCGUCCACUAUUGCUCAGCCAUGCACACCCAAAACCAACGGUGAUCGCACCCUCCACGUGUACAAAACAAGGGUGGAUGAUCAAGGAGGCGUCAGCCCUACAUGGGGUGACAAAUUUCAUGUCCCUAUUGAUACAACUUUCUUCAACAACAGGUAUUCUUGCAUAUAUCUCCAGCUCUUCACCAAGAGGCUCAUAAUGGGCCGGGUUGAGCUGGGUUGGUGCCAAAUCCCGGUCAAUGAUAUUGGGUUCCCGCCGGCCAGUUCGGCACGGUUCUUGAGUUACCGGCUACGGGCUAGGGACGGUUCCAGGACUAAUGGGAUUGUGAACCUUUCUGUGAAGUUGGAGAAUUUGGGUCCGGUCACCGAUCACCGGCCUUUAAACUCAACGACUGUACCGGAUUUUGGUAUGUGUGGCAGUCAUUGGUACGCCGGUCACAACCCUACUGCCACCAUUGGGUGAGUGCUCUGUGAGUCGUCAAGGUCGGAGAGGUCACAUGGGUUUUGGUUGUAAAGAGGCAGAUGGCUGGGACCAUGUCAAUAAUUUGCACUAAAACCACACACUUGGAUGAACCCAACACGUCUUUACUUUGGUCCCGUUUAGUCGCGGAUUAAGUUUUUUGGGAAUGUAACUUUUAUGUCUACUUUCUCUGGAGAUGAGAUGAGAAAUUAUUAUUACCUUGUUUGGAAACAACGAAAAAUAUGAUGAGCUUAAUUUAUUUAUAAGUUUAUGUAAGAUCUUUAUUUAUUUUUUACUAACAACGAGAAAUGAAGAUUUGAACUUGGAUUA
Molecule: messenger RNA, 1153 nt
Organism: Malus domestica (apple)
Lineage: Eukaryota; Viridiplantae; Streptophyta; Magnoliopsida; Rosales; Rosaceae
Product: BON1-associated protein 2-like
Biological process (GO): defense response
Source: RefSeq, a predicted model, not a curated record